This is a messenger RNA of Pararge aegeria (speckled wood butterfly), 1755 nucleotides long. It is a transcript of the gene JMJD5, whose product is annotated as bifunctional peptidase and arginyl-hydroxylase JMJD5. The coding region runs from base 264 to 1472 and encodes 402 amino acids. NCBI's taxonomy places the organism in Eukaryota, Metazoa, Arthropoda, Insecta, Lepidoptera, Nymphalidae. Gene Ontology annotation, molecular function: histone H3K36 demethylase activity. The record is from RefSeq and is a predicted model, not a curated record. Gene Ontology annotation, cellular component: nucleus. The transcript has a single exon.
UAGCGUUCCUUUUAACGCAUGAAAGCAGACAAAUUACUUUUUGAUUUGUCAUGUUUCAAACAAAUAUUAAAACCUAAAACAAAUUAUUUGAGCUUGAAAUGGAACAAAGCUGUCAAAACGUAGAAGUCAAAACACAAAUAGGGCUCGUUUUCCCAAAAUAAAGAAAAUAGAUACAAAAUCGGUGAAAAGCCCUUAAAUAAUAAAUCAAAGGAAGAUGUGAAAGACAUUUAACAGAACAGCCGCGUAUAAAGUAGUUCGUUAUAAUGUCAACACUAAGGGAAAUUCGGGAAAAAAUUGAAAGAUUCAGAUCCAAAGUGGUAUCAUCUCUAUCAGAAAUUUCUGACCUGGACAUAACAUCUAUGACGGUGAUAGAGCAACAUUUGAGAGACCCAAAGUUAAUAAAUUCAAUAUCUACUGUAAAAAUCCAGGCUGUUAUUGACUAUAUGUAUGAACAAGUUAACAUUGGUAAUUGGAAAGAAGUAAGGUUAUUUUUGAGAAAAACUAUUACUAUUACGACCUAUUUACGUCUCCUCGCUCAUUUCAAGUGCAUUGAAAACCAUUCUAAUGAAACUAUUAAGGAGGCUCUUAGGAUAAUUGAUUUUGGCAUAUUAUUUGGCUGCCCUCUUGAUGCUGAACCAAAACUAUUACAAGUAUGUGCUACCAGUUUACAUUCCGGUCUAACAAUAAUCUGUGAAACAUCUGGAGUGAGUACUAGGGGUGUAUACAAUAGUGACAUUGAAUUAAAAAAUAAUUCCUGUAAUUUGAAUGUUUUGGAUGUUAUAAGCUGCCCUACUAUGGAAAGUUUCUUUAGAGAGCACAUAUUAGCUGAAAAGCCAGUUGUACUUGAUAAUUGUAUAAGUCACUGGCCAGCACUUACAAAAUGGCAGGAUCAAAACUAUUUUAUUAAGUUGGCUGGACUAAGGACUGUUUCAAUUGAGUUAGGAAGAGACUACACUGAUUCCAAAUGGACACAAAAACUGAUGACAAUAGAGGAUUUUAUUAAAAAUCAUAUUUAUGCCCAAAGUAGCACCACAGGAUACCUUGCGCAGUAUCAACUCUUUGAUCAGAUACCAGAAUUAAAAAAUGAUAUCACAGCACCUGAGUACUGCUGUUUUUCUGACAAGGAUGAUUGUAUUGACAUAAUGGCCUGGUAUGGACCCAAAGGAACAGUUUCUCCUCUACAUCAUGAUCCAAAGAAGAACUUAUUGGCUCAAGUGGUUGGUGAGAAACAAAUUUUCUUAUUUUCUCCCCAACAAUCAGAGUAUUUAUACCCACAUCAGCAUGAGUUGUUGAUUAAUACAGCGAGAGUUGAUCCCCGUAAACCUGAUUUGGAGAAGCAUCCUAAAUUCAAGGAAGCUAAAGGUUUCUUUUGUGUGUUGAAACCUGGACAGAUGUUGUAUAUCCCACCUAGGUGGUGGCACUUUGUCGAAUCACUUUCUGUCAGUUUCUCUGUCAGUUUUUGGUGGGAAUAGACUGUAAUAGUGUAAUUGAGUAUUAUAUAUGUGAUUGUGUUGCUGGAAUGCAGUUUAUUUUGUGUAAAAUAUCCUUUACAUUUUUAUUUUUUACUUCUAACAAUAUUUUAAUUAAAGACUAAUUUCUUAUGCCAGAAUAUACAACAUCAAAAUUAAGGAAUUGCUAUAAUGAUCUUAGAUUAUAUGCUUUGUUUUACCAAAUAAAAUGGUAAAUUAACCUUAAAGUUAUUUAGCUAUCAACUUAUGUAAAAAGAAUAUCGAAAAUAAUAUAUUUAACUUCUAU